Mesocricetus auratus (golden hamster) is the source of this 1979-nucleotide messenger RNA. RefSeq names its product T cell leukemia translocation altered (gene Tcta). The record is from RefSeq and is a predicted model, not a curated record. Lineage: Eukaryota; Metazoa; Chordata; Mammalia; Rodentia; Cricetidae. The transcript is spliced from 3 exons. Bases 293 to 589 code for a protein of 98 amino acids.
ACCAAUCAUUGCAGCCGCGUAGAGCAUCACGGGAACUCCGGGGCUAUAAAGGACCGAGUUGCUAUUUUGUACUCACCGAAUCACUCAUCCUUUAAGUAAGCUGGGUGGGGAUGGGUGCGCCUGCGCGGUUUUAAAGCCCUGCCCCAAACUGCCAACACUUCGCGCAAGCGAAGUAGAUCGUCGUUGCCCGACAUUACGCGUGCGCACCUACAGGUCUAACCCCGGAAGCCCAUACGCUUGCGCAGUAGGAACUAAUACGGUGACAGUACACCCGGUGGGGCGCUGGCCAGUCAUGGCGGAACCUUGGUCUGGGCAGUUUUUGCAAGCUCUGCCCACUACUGUGCUCGGAGCGCUGGGCACCCUGGGCAGCGAGUUCCUGCGGGAGUGGGAGACACAAGACAUGCGAGUGACUCUCUUCAAGCUGCUCUUGCUGUGGUUGGUGUUAAGUCUCCUGGGCAUCCAGCUGGCGUGGGGGUUCUACGGGAACACAGUGACCGGGUUGUAUCACCGUCCAGGCAGAGGACACUCGAGUGCUGAGAGUGCUGGUGACAGGGAAGAGAAUUCACAGGAUGUGAGUGCACCAGCUUAGUGGCCUUUGCAAGAAUCCUCCAAUUCUGCAGGGAAAUGGCAGCAAAUGAACCUCUCAAAACCCACAGAGAAUAAGGGGAGGCAGCAGCAGAAGCGUCUCCAGAGACGUCACUGGGACUGCUGGCUCCUAUGUUGUAUCCUGCUGCUGCCCAGGCCCGUUGGACAACUGCAGAGGGCUUGGGGUUGGGGGACUAGAGUACCAUAGUGUUUCCAGGGUGAGCCUCCAUUGCCUUCAGCCUUGCCUCCAACAGCUCCAGGUACUGGCUAGGGGACAUUUCUCUACCCCAGUGUAGUUACCCUAGGACUUAUGUCAAGGGUCAGAGCUUAGAAGCAUUUUGGUUGGGGAGGUCAGCAGUCCCUUUCACCUUGUCUUUAUCCUGUCCUCCUCGUUUCCUCGGACGUGAUCUUCUAGAGAUUUGUUCUUCUAAGAGGAAUUUUGAGGUUAACCAGUUCUGAGAUUUAUAAGGGAAGUCUGUUCUCCCCUAAGCCCUGAUUUCCUUGGCUUUGCUUUAUAGGCAGAAGCCAGCUAAUCCUGGCCUGGACCAGAGCACCAAACAUGUACCUCCCUGACCCAGCUAAUCUUCCAGGUCUGAGUCAGGCAGAGGAAGGUUUUUUUGGGUUUUUUUGUUUUGUUUUUCUUUUUAUUGUUGUUGUUGUUUUUGUAUUUCUUUUUUGAGACAGGGUUUCUCUGUGGCUUUGGAGGCUGUCCUGGAACUAGCUCUUGUAGACCAGGCUGGUCUCAAACUCACAGAGAUCCUCCUGCCUCUGCCUCCCGAGUGCUGGGAUUAAAGGUGUGUGCUACCACCGCCCAGCAGGCAUAGGAAGUUAUCAUUUCCCAGCUGACCUAGUUCUCUGUUCUUUGGGGGCAAGUUGAAUACCUGCGAGACUAAGUGAACUAAGAGUCCCUUCCGUGCCACUAAGAGUCACUUCCCAUUUGACAAGGACCUUCUCCUAAAAGCCUGCUAGUAUUAUUUCAACCCCUAGCUAGGAGUAUCAAUCAGUAAGAGUGAGCCACAAACCAAAUAGCUCUGAGCCCUUCAUCAUAUGGGUCCAAAGAGGUUUCAAAACACAUUAGAGCCCUGGAUCUGUCUCCUCUAAUGGUUGUAUUUCUGCCUGUCUCAGCUGGGCCACUGCUACCUCAGGUGUCCCACUGUCUCUUUGUUAGAUGUCACAUAGCCUUCUGGCAGCCUUUGACUACAAAGACUGUAGCAGGUCUACUAUAAAUGAAACUGUACUGAGCUCCUCAUACCUACUCCAGCGAAGCAUCUGUGUGGCAGAAAGAUGUCCUCUACAGCCUCAAAUCCACCCACUGACAUCACUACAAAGAGUCAAGGUCUCACAUUCCACCCCAGGAGCAACUGAAGAUGUGUCAUAUUAAACACAGAAGUGCA